Molecule: messenger RNA, 1181 nt
Organism: Acipenser ruthenus (sterlet)
Lineage: Eukaryota; Metazoa; Chordata; Actinopteri; Acipenseriformes; Acipenseridae
Product: complement factor D-like
Exons: 5
Coding region: 211-978 (255 amino acids)
Biological process (GO): proteolysis
Molecular function (GO): serine-type endopeptidase activity
Source: RefSeq, a predicted model, not a curated record
GCUUAUGUGCACCUGCCAAGGCGCAGUGUAGUUUGAUGUAUGAUCUCAUAAAGAUAAGAUUCAGUGGAAGUUAGUUUCUUUUUGUUGAUACCAAUGACAUGGCAGAUUUCUUUAUUUCCCUGCUGUGUAAACAGCCUCAUGCUGGUAUAAAUGUGCUCUCAUGUUGGAAUGCUGUUCUAGAGCAGCCUGGCAGACACACAGAGGGACGGUAUGGCUCUACAGUGGCUCGUGCUCACAGUGGCUCUGCUGCUAGACGCCCUGCCUUGUGACGGAGAUGGGUUGCGGGACAGGAUAGUAGGAGGGAAGGAUGUCAGCCCCCACUCCAGACCCUACAUGGCAGCCCUGCUACUGGACAGCGUUCAUGAGUGCGGGGGGUUCCUGAUUUCCGACCAAUGGGUGAUGAGCGCCGCCCACUGCUUCACUGCAGAUCUCAAAGGAACGUACACAGUCCUUCUGGGGGCUCAUUCCCUGAACAAUCGAGAGGACACCCAACAAGAGUUUGGAAUUGCAGCACUCUACCCUCACCCCCGCUUCUCAAUGAGCUACGACAACGAUAUCGUGCUGCUCAAGCUGGAUAGGCGUGUCACCUGGACUCCUGGCAUCCAGCCUAUCAGGUUCCAGCGCGAUGGAGAGGAGGUUCCGGAGGGGACGGUGUGCAGGGUGGCGGGCUGGGGCUGGGUGAACAAUGUCGGGAUAAAACCGGAAAACCUGCAAGAGGUCGAAGUGAAGGUCAUCAGCCACCAGCUGUGCUCCCGACGCGAUUACUAUGGGGGCAGGAUCACAAGCAACAUGAUGUGCGCCGGGCAGCAGGGCAAAGACAGCUGCCAGGGUGAUUCUGGAGGCCCGCUUGUGUGCAAUGGGGUGGCGACAGGCAUCACUUCCUUCGGAUGGACCAGGUGUGGGAAACCCAAAAACCCUGGUGUGUACACAAUCAUCUCCCACUACACCCAGUGGAUCAGAAAAACGAUGCGUCUGUGAGGCACACAGAGACACGAAUACCCUGUCGACUGUGUCCUGCGCAGACUGCACCCUUGUUUCUGCUAACUUAUAAUCAUGAAGUGUCAGAGUAAUAGGGAGCAAACAGGGCAUGAAUAGCCAUGUAAUUGCAUUGUAAUAACUGAAAUGAAAAUGCACAUUGACUGUAAAUUAACACUGUAUCAGCAAAUUAUUAAAAUCAAUAA